Molecule: messenger RNA, 279 nt
Organism: Staurois parvus
Lineage: Eukaryota; Metazoa; Chordata; Amphibia; Anura; Ranidae
Source: the annotation of a GenBank genome assembly
AUGAUCCCAGAACUGGUAUAUUCAAUGUUGGCAUGUGCUCGAAUUGGUGCAGUUCAUUCUAUUGUGUUUGCAGGCUUUUCCUCAGAAUCCCUUUGUGAAAGAAUCCUGGACUCCCAGUGUGCUGUCCUCAUUACUGCAGGUAUGGAAAUAACUGUGUGCUUUGGAAGAAUACAUAAUGGAACACCUUGCUUCACGUUAAUGAGUUCUGAACACUUUGUUUUUCAGAUGGUGUAUUCAGAGGCGAAAAAAACUGAUCAACUUGAAACAUAUUGCAGAUGA